CGCACGCCUCUCUCAACGCUUCUAGUUAAACAUGUCCGCGCCCACACCUAAGAUGACUGUGUUGUAGCCGUUGUAGCCGACUUAUAUCAAACGUGAAUCGAGUAGCCACCGACAUGGCCCUUCUGCGUGUUGUGAUUGUGCACUGCUGUGUGCUGGCCGCUUGCGUGCUGGCACAGUUCAACUGGCACGUGCGGGACAACUUCGACGACAUUCGUAUGCGCAUCGACAAAGUACGCGGCGACAACUGUCGGGUGGUGGACGUGAACGAGCUCUUCUUGCCCAACGAAACUGUCACCCAUGUGCCCAACAUACAGAGGCUCAACAUCGACCCCGUCUUCCCCAACCGCACCAAUCUGUUGCACAUACACAACAUGGCUAUUUCCAGGGCCUUCUUCUUCAGCUUCAUUCUGCAGAAGGCAGCGGACAACGAUGAGCCGGGCUUCAUGUACUACUUCAUGUCAGUCAUCUCGGACGUGGCAGCCAACCGGUUCAUCAACAGCAGUGCUAUCUACUAUGCGCCCAACAUGUCAUUCACCCCCUCGUACAAGGGCUUCUUCAACAAGACCAUGCCCCUGUUUGCACCGAGGGCAUACAGGGCUGACGACUUCAACGACCCAUACCACCUGGAAGGCACAUCGACGUUGAACACAAUUGAUGCCGUCGACCUGGGAGCCAUUCCUGCAGACACCCCGAGCCGCAAUUAUUCGAGUGACCAGUACCGCAUUAACGAGUGGUAUCACCACUGGCUGCCCGACCCGACCAAGCGCCAGGACUCCAAGACAACGUACACCAUUCAAAUCACCCAUUUCAAUGGCACCAAUGAGACGUUUGUGUGGCACGGGCCUCCAGAUCCGUCGGACAAUCCGGGGCCUGUCAAGUGGUCGCGACCAUAUUUUGACUGUGAGCGAUCCAACAAGUGGGUGUACGGUGCCACCUCGCCCAUUCCUGACAUCUUUCCACGUCACACACAGUGGCGUCACAUUGAAAUCCCCAAGUAUGUGGCAGUGGCUGUGCUUGAGCUGGAUUUUGAGCGGCUGGACAUAAACCAGUGCCCCAUUGGGAGUGGCAACCCCCGACCCAACUACUUCGCUGGGACAUCCCGCUGCAAGAAUGACACCACUGAGUGUGAACCAGUGCACGGCUAUGGCUUCCGGCGGGGUGGCUACCAGUGUCGCUGUCGGCCUGGCUUCCGGCGUCCCCGGAUUGUGCGCAACCCGUACCAUGGCGAGCUCAUAGAGCGUGCCACGGAACACGACUACCGCACGGGCUUUCACUGCGAGAAGAUUGGCUACUUGAUGGUGCAGACGCAGAACUUGCUCCGCAUCGCGGAAGAGGACCGCAUUCGUUUCAUUGGCAUGCAGGCCAACCACAUGGCUAUCCUAAACAUCAGCAGUGGUGCCAAUAAAGAUCCACGCCUUGUCUUCACCCUCAUGAAGGCGGUGACAGCAUCCAACUGUGCCGAAAUCGGGCGGGAGAGGCCUGAGUUGCUGCGGCUGUCCGGUGAUGUGGCACACGGUCGGGACUGGCAUCUGGAGAAUGAGGCACGCUCGGCCGUCCGGCUGGCCAACUUCCUGUCUGGGUUCCUGCAAACUGUGGAUCCGAAAGAACUGUUUGCAGAGUUUCGAGUGCCCGACCGCUCACUCACGCAGGACCAGAUCAUCGGGGAAGCCAUGUCCCUGGUGGCCGGCAACCAGCGCAUUCUGGGCUGUGGUGUGUACUUUGACCGUAAGCAGUUUCCUGGCCGGCAUUUAUACGCACCUUACGCCUAUCGGCGUCAUCGCAAUGAGCGGCGCUUCUACGUUGACGACAUGGCACGCUUCCGUGGUGCAGCCUACCUGCAGGAAGGGUUUUUCGCCCAGCUUAAGACACGCUGGGCAGCCAACCUCGAUGACCUGGUCACAUACACCACCAAGAUCCGCAUCAGGUGACUGUGGCAAAAAAACGUUUUAUGCAUGAUCCCUGAA
Molecule: messenger RNA, 1964 nt
Organism: Rhipicephalus microplus (southern cattle tick)
Lineage: Eukaryota; Metazoa; Arthropoda; Arachnida; Ixodida; Ixodidae
Source: RefSeq, a predicted model, not a curated record